CACGUGAAGUAAAUGGAUUCCUUUGACCUAUUUAUGAGGCAAUAGUGCACACAAUUUUGGAUACUGGUUACACAUAAUACAUACCAUAUUAGAAAUGCAUAUCAGCUUUCCAUUCCUUUAUUUACCAAAAUUUAACAUGAUUAAGAACCCUCAAGGGGGGAAUAGAUGGUUGUUAUUGUAUUUUCAUUUACUCGAACAAAUAGAUCUACACAAACCAGAGGAAAAGAAAUGCAUGAUUGAGAGAUCCAGAUGGAGGGUUUCCAAAAGCUUCAAGAUGAUUUAGAAAAAGUAAUAGAAAAGGAGGACUCCAAUUCAUCAAUUACUACAGACUCGGAUGAAAAACAUGAGUUCCGAAAUUUGCGAGAACGGUUGAUGUACAUCCUUCACACGAACAAGUUCAACAUCAUUGUUGUUGCCCUGGUAAUUCUGGAUUCACUCCUUGUGAUUGCAGAGCUUCUCUUAGAUAUGAACAUCAUUGAGGUUUCUGACCAUAGAGGAGGUGCCGAGCUUGCCCCAAAAAUCCUGCAUUACUCUAGUCUUGCCAUACUCAGUGUGUUCAUUGUGGAGAUUUUCGUCAAGUUGUACGCUUAUCGACUGAGCUUCUUCCGACACAAGAUGGAGGUGUUUGAUGCAGUUAUCGUGAUCGUGUCCUUUAUUCUCGACAUUAUUUUCCGCAACAAGGAAGGCCCUGAAAGCGGUGCUGGGUUGUUGGUCAUUCUGAGAUUGUGGCGAGUUACUAGAAUUCUCAAUGGUAUUGUGGUAUCUGUGAAGAAACAAGCAGAAAAAAAGAUCCAAAGAGAAAAACGAUUGCGCAUGGCCUGUGAGAAAGAACUGUCGAAAUACAGAGAAUACUGCGCUACGCAGGAACAAGAAAUCGAGCUAAUGAAAGGCCUGCUUCUCAAACACGGAAUCGACCUGCAUGAGUCCCAAUCUCAGCCCCCAGAGGUCAGCAAGAAGGAUAUCAUAGCAGACAUCAAUCUUGUGGCUGAGAGUGAGAAGGCCCCGCCCUUUCCACCAGAGACCCCGCCCACUGGGGAACACUCAGACACACCUGAUACAAACUAGCUCCCAUCUGAGAAUAAAGUUUAGUUAUAGUGAAAGUCAUUUAUUUUUGUGAACAUAUUGUAUACAGAUUUGUAUGGCAUUUUUUUUUUGUCGGUAAACCUUGUAUUUAUACACCCCCCCUUCCCCACCCUUAACCCAUCCCCUUUUUCCAAAUGUGUUCCAUAUAUAUCCCAUUUACGCAUCUAUUGUGAAAUAUUUGUUGUGAGGAACUAGCUAUAUUGCCAUAUUUAAUCAAAUUUUUAAAAUCCUGAUAUUAGAUUGUAAGAAUUUGUGCUACUAGGGAAAUAUUUACUAACAAUUCUACAUAAAAUGUACCAGGUGAUAAUUUGGUUUUUUUUUUUGGUUUUUUUGGUUUUGUUAUUUGCCAGUGAGGAAAAUCUCAGAAAGUUCAUUCAAGGAGAAGACUGCUUCAUUUGCCAAGGGUGACAAUCCAUUACUUUACUCCAAAGAAAUGAAUUGUCUCCUUUAGUGAUGAAACAUGUCUAGAAUAUUGCUAUUAUUUUACAUUAUAUUUAUACUUUACAAAAUAUAACAGUUCAGUAGUGCUUAUCCCCAUUUUUCAUGGUGGUUUUUAAAAAUUUUUCAAUAUACUAUAUUUACAUGUGUGAAAAAAAUGUUACGUUUGCCUAAUGUAUGAUCAGAGUAUUUUUAUAGAUUUAUUUUCAACUGGAAAUGGUUUAUCAGUAAAAUUAUCAGUGAACAAUAAUGCUUUUAAUGCUGUACAAAAGAAAGGUUUUCUUUGAUGGGUUAUAUGUUGGAUUUCUGUCAAAAGCUGUUUUUUUUCCCUGCUAGAUGCUCAAAAUACCUGUUUCCCUUGGCAAUUGAAAGAGCAUCAAUUUAAGAUUCAUGUGCUUUUAUAUACAUUCCACUAUGUGCAUGUACCAUGUUUGAUUAUUUAGUCCAUUUGAAUAUUGUUAAAUGCACUUAGUUAUUACAUAUAUUUUAUAGUGAACACUCAAUGUAAAUGUGCAGUAAAACAUGCUAAUAACAAAGUGUCAAGGAUGGGCAUUUUUACUUCAUUCUAAGCAUAAUUUGUUACAUCCAUCGAAAUAACAACAUGCAAUAAACUCACAGGGAAUGAAAAUCACUUCGCUGUAAGCGUCAAUUCGUUAUAGGCGUUUUCACUAUAACCGUGUUUUCACUUUCUUUCAGUAUGAUCUUACAGUUAGGAAAUUUUAAAAUAUGAUUACAGUUCAUGUGUUUUUUCAUCACUGAUGAAAGAAAAAAGAGAAAGGUCAUGCUUUGAUUUUUUUUCCGAUUAUGAUAGGCAGUUACUCUGUGCAAUACUUAAAUUUUUUGUUACUUGAAGUAUGUGUAUCUAGAAAUAUGGGAGUUAUUUCCAUAUUAACAAAACUACUCAAUUUGAUGGCUUGUACAUGGAAAAAUGAAUUAUUUUACUUAACCGAUUUUAUUUUGUCCAAUUAGUGUCUUUCGUGAAUUUAAUUUGGUUUUGUUGUUUAUUAUUAAAAAUGUCCUAAAUUUUGUGUAUUUAUAGUAAAUAGUCUGUAGAUCUGUGACCCCCCCCCUUUUCCCACAAUCUCAUUAUGAAUACAAAAACAUAAUGAACAUGUAUUCAUAGUUUAGUUAUUUUAAUUACAGUACUAUUUUCUUUUUGUCUUGAUGCCAGGUUUGUAUCAUUUACGAACAAGUAGUUUUGAUCAGAACUAUAUUCUUUAGAUCUUAUUUAUGUGGAAGAUACUGUU
Molecule: messenger RNA, 2768 nt
Organism: Magallana angulata
Lineage: Eukaryota; Metazoa; Mollusca; Bivalvia; Ostreida; Ostreidae
Product: voltage-gated hydrogen channel 1-like
Exons: 3
Coding region: 250-1065 (271 amino acids)
Biological process (GO): proton transmembrane transport
Cellular component (GO): plasma membrane
Molecular function (GO): voltage-gated proton channel activity
Source: RefSeq, a predicted model, not a curated record